AUGCCAGUGGUCCCACGCUCACCACUGACAAUGAUCCCGGGUGGCACCUCACCACCACAGCCGGUGCCUCAGAAUGUUCACACCCCCGGGCAUGCCAAGCCCAGCGUGACCUCGCUGCCCUCUCCUUGCCCGGAUCUACCACAACCAGCUGACGUUCCGGACCCCCCAGCGCAUGAUCCAUCGAUGCCCACUGUCCCCGAAUCCAGGCAAGAACUAGCACCUGAUCCACGCCCUGCUGUCGAGACGGUGGUUCCACAACCUCAGGCUCAAGCCACCCAGCGUGCUCUACGUUCGCUCCAGCCGCACAACGCCCCUGGCAUACAAGAGCAAGAUGCUCCCAUAGGCGUGAGCACGCCUCCAGGCGGCCCUCGGCGAUCGGCGAGACUGUUGGCCAGACAGAGCCCCAAGCCAAUUGACUCUAAAUCUUAUUCUGAUUCAGAUCAUUGA
Molecule: messenger RNA, 447 nt
Organism: Aplysia californica (California sea hare)
Lineage: Eukaryota; Metazoa; Mollusca; Gastropoda; Aplysiida; Aplysiidae
Product: cornifin-A-like
Exons: 1
Coding region: 1-447 (148 amino acids)
Source: RefSeq, a predicted model, not a curated record